UUUUUCUCUUUAUCUUUAGAUGACUCGUGCAUUGCAAGUCAAGCCAGCCGACAGUGAAAGCAGAGGAGAGGAUAGGAAGCUUUUUGUUGGGAUGUUGAACAAGGCCCAGACAGAAGAAGAGGUCCGUGCAAUGUUCACACAUUUUGGAAAGAUAGACGAGUGUACCAUUCUCAAGGACCCCAAUGGAAUCAGCAGAGGUUGCGCGUUUGUCAAAUUCAGUACAAGGAAAGAAGCAGUCGGUGCAAUCAACAGUAUCAACAUGUCGCAAGUUUCAAAUGGCAUGAAUACGCUAAGCCUGCACAAUCAGGCCAACCCCAAUCUGGUGGUCAAGUUUGCAGAUACAGAGAAAGAGCGUCAGCUACGUCGCAUGCAGCAGAUGUCCAACUCGAUGGGUCUCUUCAACCAGAUGGCUGUCAGCUCACCCAUCUCCCUCUACGGUGGCUACCAGGUCAAUACACAACAAAUGCUCCAACAGCAAGCAGCACUGAUGGCCCACCAGUCCUCGGCCGCCUACAUGAACCCCAUGGCUGCCCUCUCAGCUGCACAACAGAUGAACCAGAUGAACGCUGUGGCUGCCAACGGUUUCCCGGCGGGUACCACGGGUACCAUUCCUACCAGUGGGGAGCACCUCCUAGGUAUGGAGGGAAUCGACCCGGCUCUUACUUCUUGUCUUUUUACAGUCCCUGCCCCGGGCGCCGGCCAGUCGGCGGUCAACUGUGCUGUCAGCACCCCUACCCUUUCCUCGCCCACCAUGCCCACGUACACCCUGGCUGCACAGACUAACGGACAGGCAGACACGCUCUAUACCAACGGCCUACAGUAUCCAGGAGAGUAUGCAGCUGCCAACCAAGCAGCAGUAGCUGCUGCAGCAACAGCGGUUGCUACGGAUCCUCUUCAACAGGCGUACACUGGUAUGCAGCAAUAUGCAGCAACGUAUCCAGCUGCCUUUGGUGGUCUGACCCAAGGGUUCGCCACCACCGCCGCCCAGCAGCCCGUACUAGCAGCGGCCCCUCAGAGGGAGGGUGAGUAUGGACCAGAAGGUUGUAAUCUCUUCAUCUACCACCUGCCUCAAGAGUUUGGCGAUGCUGAACUCACCCAGAUGUUUGUGCCCUUCGGCCAAGUCAUCAGCUCCAAGGUCUUCGUUGAUCGGGUCACCAACCAGAGCAAGUGCUUCGGUUUUGUGAGCUUUGACAACCCGCAAUGCGCUCAAGCUGCCAUCCAGGCAAUGAAUGGCUUCCAGAUCGGUAUGAAGAGACUCAAAGUGCAACACAAGCGCCCUAAGGAUGCCAACAAGCCCUACUAAAGAAUAAACAGAUGCUCUGUAGGGGAAUGCCUUCUAGAGCAGAGGCUGUGCCAGGCUUUGGAUGUUACGCCCCAUCCAGUGUCUGACAAAGAGAGAAAAUUUCUUCUUUUCUCGUAUUCAAAUUUUGAUUCCAUCCUCUACAUGUGCAGUGAUAUGGAAAGAAAUUUGGACAUUGAUUUUUGCGAUGACUGAAUGAUAAAGAAAUCAACUUUGUACAUAUUCUUAUCAAGCUUACUUUGGAAUUUUUAGGACAUUUGUAGCAUUUUGAGUAUAAAAAAAAACUGAUGAAGAUUUAAUACUGAGGAUUGUUGAAUUGCAUAAUUUGUAUAUAUGAUUUUCUUAUUUACAUUACAGUACAUUGAAUGAGUUUUGGUAGAAAAAUCAUGUAAGAAAUGGUAUUCGAUUUGGAAGCUGGUUUUGAUAGAGAAAUGAUGAACUCUCACCUAUACAUAUUGUUACAAUGAAAGGAAAUGAGAAUGUGGAAUAUUUCUUUUAUUUUUACUUUUUGCUUUGAAUUACAGAAAAGAUUCAUGCAAUUAUUAUUUCUAAUGAAUUGUAGAAAGUUCUAUGACACGCUGCAUGUGAAGAAACAAUGCAUGGUUCAUUUGAUUUCAGAAUUAAGACAAGAUGGUGAAAUAUAUAUUUUCUGCCAGCAGUGCUUAUAUAUUAGUGAAUUCGAGAGCAGCGGCUUACAUUAAUCUACAAAACAAAAACAAAUGGUGAGAUGUAACAAGAUGAGAAAGAAGAUUAAGUUUUUAAUAUGCUGUGCUGCUUUUUUUCAAGAGGAAAAAAUGAUUUCCUCAUUCAUGAGUUAUCGUGUUCUUGGUCUGUGCUAUUCUUUCUUCAAAGAAAAACUCAGGCCAAAUCAAAAAGAAGUGCAAUAUUUAUAUGCCAUAUAACCCUCAAGUAGGAGGGCCAAAAGUAGUUGGAAAAGUUGCUCGAUAGGCAAUCGUUUUUCUUUUGUUUGAAAUGAAGGAAUCAUGUAUUACUCCUUUUUUCUUAUUUGUCGUCUUAAGUUAUUGAGAUCAGAAAUCUCAUCUUUUUGUAAGUCAAUCCCCAUGCACGUUAUUUUGUACGUUAAAGCCAAGCUGAUAUAUUUCUGUGUUUAGAGUACUUAUUUAUUGAUUUAAUUUAUUUUCCAUGUUGUGUCGGACAACCAAAGAGUAUGGUGGUGUUUUGUGCAGCAGUCUAGAAUUAGUUUACAUGUUUUAUGUUGUAUUCACUUCAUCAAAUCACUGCUCAUAUCCUCUCAUUCUCUCUGUAUAGAAUCAACCAAUCAAAAUUUUUAACAUCCACAAAUUAGAUGAAACCAAUGCCCCUGAAAUUUCACACACAUGUAAUCACCAAAUCAGAGUUGGAGUUUUCUCUUGUCAGCUAACUUCCCAAAAUGCAAUCUCAUUUGUUCAGUAUAUAAUGCAUUGGUUGCAUUUCUCUCCCAUGUAUUUCAAACAAAAAUAAGGAUUUCUUCUGGAAAUCUUUGAUAAUUUGUUAAAAGAUAUGUUCAGGUAUUGGAGGCAAAUUUGUUUGUUUUUCCCCCCAUAGGAUUUUUCUUCCCCAUAUGACUAUAACCCAAUUGGUUAACUGGAUCUAAAUGGAGUGGUAUAGUACAAACCAACUCCACCAUGGAAAUUAAGGUGUCAGUCACCCUUUGGUUUUUGUAUUUUUAUAUAAGUGUUGAUUUGUACAGAAAGGAGGGGACCAAACAAGAUGCUUUGAUUUUUCUUGGUCAAGAAGAAGAAAACUGUGUGAUCCUUUUGAUAAAGUUUUGUGUUGAAAGACAAUCCAUUGCCAUAAUUCAGUGUAUAUCCAAGAUAAGGAUGGCUUUAUUUUCCUAACUCUGCACCAAAGUUCUGUAGAAAUAAUGGAUGAAUGUGUGUAGAAAGGUAUGCUUUAACAUCCACUAAAUUUGUCAUAAUUUAUAAUGAGUUCUUUUGGAGAUGUGAUGUUCAUAUACACAUAGUAAGUUCAUGAUAGGCUACCAAAAUACCUUUAAAGUAUCAUUAACUACACAUAGUCUACCACCCAGCUACAUGUACUGAUAUACAAUGUCUAGAGAGGAUAUCCUUUUGUAAUCACAUUUCCUCCUUUUUUCUGGGAAUAUAAGAACCUUUUUUGUUAAGGGGAUGUGGCUACUUUUGGAACAAUCAGAAUUUGAUGUAAUUAUCACCAACCCAACCCAAGAGUUCCUUGAAGGGGAUCGAGUCUUCUUCAUACCAUUCCUAUUUUAACUAGCCAUGCCACAUGGAGUACGUUUACCGAUGUUGUUGAGAAUAAUCUAGAUCUAGCGAUUAAUUUGGUAAUUCGCUUGGCGGGCGGGUGCGCCGUCUGUCUCAAGUGAAAAUCACACUCCUGACUCUCUCUCUCUACAUCCAUACUUCAUUAUCUCCUCUCGUAGGACCAAACAAAGUCUUCAUUCCAGGUAGUGCAAACCAUUCUCCUCAAUCUAUUUGCCUGUCCCUUUGCCUGUCUCAUUUGUUCAGCUGUUUGUACUCAACGUUCAUCAGCAGAGUGACCAAAGACUGAACAUGUCUGAGAAUUCCAUAUUCUGUAGUUUUGAAAUCUCUUUCAAAUAUUUUGCAGUUACUUUAGUACCAACAUGAAUAUUGCCUGUUUGGAGCCAGAAGGGUGUUAACUCUCGUAAUUUUUAACACAGAGUUAAUGCCCUUCUGGCUCCUACCAGACAAUAUGGAAGCAUAACAAACAUUACCAUAUCAUAUCAACAAACGCUAUCCUCUAAAUUUCCCGCCUCAGUUGCAGGAAAUGAAUUUUUGGGCUUUGGGAUAAACCGAACAUCAGCAUUAGUUCUCAUGACAAUCAAAACAUAUUUUGGUCCAUUUAUUGGAAAGCAUUGACCAUGUACUUGCCCAUUGGUAAUGUAGUAACUCUGUACAUUCCAUUUUGUAUACAUGCAUGUGCCACUAGAUGCAACUUCUCUCUUCAUUUGCUUUUUAAUUUUAUUCUGAGAGGUUCAGAACAAGCUCUUUCUUUAUGUUAGGUUAAUAUUGCAUGUUUUAUUUAUUUGCAUGUUCAAGAAACACAAGGCAAUGUAGUCGUCAAUGACCAUGUCAAGGAGAGUGAUGAAAAACUGUAUUCAUGCUGUAUGUUGAUGUACUAUUUUGUAUGAUAUCUCAUUAUUUAUUGAAGUUCUGUACAUUUCUCAUUCAUGUACUAUCUAUAUAGCAACGUCAGAAACAUUGCAGCUCUCAUUCAGUUUUAUGAUGGUAAUUGUAUUCAGUGAUCAAGCAUUAUCCGGUAUUUAUGUGGGAAGCGUUUAAAGUACUUAAUCCUGCCAGACAAUGAUUAUACUUUCAACUCAUUUGUAUUCCUGCAGUUUAUAUGUUAUCAAAUGUAAUGCUUUUGUACCAUUUAACAAAUGUUUUGUUUAGAACUUUUCCUUUUAAAGAGGAAAAGUAUUUUAUUUCCAAUUAUAUAAUUUACAUUUUUUAGACUUUGAAAUCAUGAAAGGAUUAUACUUUUUUUGUUCUUGAAAAGACAAAAGUAUCUUAUCUUUAAGGCCAUCAUUGCUAAUUACUUGUAAAGUAUUUUAAUCAUUUGCCUUUCCUGGCCAAUCUUCAACUCAUUGAUGAAGCAAUGCUGCAUCAGUGAAUAAAUAAACACCCCGGUUUUUUUUAGAUCAGAUUUUCAUUCCACAAUUCACAUAUUCAUCUCUUUCCAGAGACAACUCAAUUCACAAACAGUUUUGGUGUUAUGAUUUCAGCUAUUUUAUUGUGAAAUAAAAUGAUUUAUAUUGUGCAAAUGUUUUGCAAACAUCUCAUUAGAAAAUUCACUUCCAAGAGAGCAUAUAGGUAUAAUUACAGUGGUUUAAUUUAAUUAAUCUAUUCAAAAAUCAACCUAAAAUUGCUACAGUAUAAUUCUUAAUGCCUAAAAUAAAAAGAAUGAGAAAACUGAUAUUUGGCAAGUCCAUUCAGAUUUUAAACAGUACCUUUACAGCAGAUUAUUAGUCACACAAUGUACAUCUUCACUUCAUAUGUGAUCACAUGCUUGUAAAUGCAAUCAUUUUGUUCUGUCAUUUUUCUUUUAAAUUUUUGUUAAGUUAUGUACACAAAUGUAGUGAUUUGGCUAAAAAUCUAUGAUUUUUCUCAGACACUUGAAACAACAGCUUAAUUUAUAUUGAGAUCAUGUAGUAUAACGAUUCUUUCACUUCACAUAUAGCUCUAGACAUAUUAUGAUUCUAAAAGUACAUUUACAUUCGUAGCCAGUAGAGUUGUAUGAUAUGUAGAUUGAGAAGAAAAGAUACGAAAAUGAAGAAAAAACAUAGAAAAAUGUAGAUUAGUUAUCUCGGGACUUUCGAGAUGUAGAAUUGACUUCUUAUCUUUGAUUAAAUCUAUCUUUGCAUCACAAAAAGUAGGUGAUUUUUAUUUAUGAUUGAAGCGUUUUUUGAAUAUACCUCUUGAGUGUGGCAUGGAGGAGAAGGAAGAGGAGGACAUGGAUUGAUCCCUUGUGUGACUACUUUAACCCAUUGCCUAAUGGAACUGAGCUGCCCCUGUGAUGAACCUAUGGGGUAUGAGAUUGUAGUAGUCAAGGGGUUAAGGAUGGACUGUGCAAGGCCUGAGGACGAUGGGAACACAUUCCGUUUUAAGAAUGUCUGGAUAGAUCAUACGCUGGAUUGCUCAAGGAGAGAAGCGCUUUGUGCUGAUGGUGAUGCUGCGAAUCACUCAUUAACAUUCAAGGAGAAUCCUCCAAGCCAUCUCGUUGCCAUGGAAACCGUAUCGGCUUACCAGGAGUGGUACUGAAGGACGAGGAGGAAAAGGAACAGAUGGACGAAGAAGAAGAAGAAGAGAAAGAAGUUUUGUAUAGGCUCAGAAGUGAACCAGGAGAGAUAUAAAUUAAGUUUACUUUUAAGAGCAAAGUACUGGUAGCAUGUAAAAUGAAAAUAUAGCAUUGAGAAGAAAAAAAGCAACAGAAAAUAUGAAAAAAAUUAUUAAAAAUAUUUUAUGCACAUUUUGACAGCCAGUCAUUCCGUACCAAGCUCGUAUUUGAAUAAGCAUUUUUUACCAAUGGUACCUUUGAAGAUUAUAGAUAAAAUAUUAGUCGAGAAAUUUGAAGAACAACCAUUAUUUUUUAAAAAGAGUGCAGAAUUUUUGAACUUUGAUGUGAUCUAUUCUGUAAAAUGUUUGGUAUCAGAGUUGAUGUUUGUUAUUUUCUUUUUCAGUUUCAAAUUUUCUUUUUCUGUUUUGAUGGGAUUGUACAAAUUUGCACAAAGUUAUUUCUUUCCUUCAUUCGAGCCGAUGACCGUAGAAUCGGCUUGAAUUGUCAUCAGGCAUUCUAUAUAUAUUUUUUGGCCGUUUUUGUGUUGCAUGUGAAUUCUGUCCAAAAUUGUGGAAUCUGGUGGUAAUUGGUGUUCUAGUGGAAAUGUGGUAUUGGGUAGCGGUAACAAAAUUGGUUCUGUGUUGUGGUGACUUUUGGUGAAACUGGUUGAAAAUAAAUAAGAUAUAUCAUUGAUUUAAUAUAUUAAAGAAAUAAAUAACGUAUAUUAGAUAUUCAUUGAAGGACAAGUUGCAAUCGGCCUUUUAGAUGAUGUACACAAGACAAACAGUAUAUUUCAUGGUAAACAUUUAUGCAUUUUGAUGUUUGUUUUUUGAUGGAGAAGGACAUAGAUGGGUAUACAAUACCAAGCAUCUUAUUGGCACAGUACUGUAAGGGAAAACUUUGUUGUGGAGGAUCCCACAUCAAGCGAAGCCCUAAUUACUUCCAUUUUAAAAAGAUGUAAUGCACUCGUUAGAUAAUCUGCCCAGGGCAUCUGAGAUGGUGUUUUUGUAUUGUUGUUUUUCCUUGGAUGAUAUCUUUUACUGCAAUCUUUUAAAGCAUGAAAAAUGAAGUGCAAGUUUUUUCAGUACAUCAUGUAAAAUCUGUGACAUUUUUUUAUACAAGAUUUAGUGUUCACUACGGGAGUCAUUGUUUGUGUUAUAUAGCAAGAUGGGCAUGUCGUGUUCUGCAUUGAAAUCUCCAUCAAAAUGCAGUAUACACAAUCUUCCACCAGAUGCCUGUGUACAAAAAAGGAGGUACUCCUGUAUUUUAUAUCAUGAAAAGAAGGGAAUUAGUGGUCAACAAAUAUUUUUUUUGCUGUGUUUUAGUCAAAGUGGUGGUAUAAAAGUGAAACUGUUCAACAUCUGUGGUGACAGAAAAAAAAAAUUCUAUGAGAUUUAAAAAAAAACCAGAGCCUUUAUUUUGUUUACCAAAGACCACGAUGUGUUUUCUUUGUACAGUCUACUGAUAUAAGUGUAUAACAUGCUGUCUUUGAAUGGCAUUUUUGAUACUCUAUAUUAUAUACUUUUUAAAGAAAGAAUUCAUCCGUCGUAAAAAGACUUGGUGCGGAAUGGCUGGUCGCAUAGUGCACUUGUAGAAUGUAAGUAUUACUAAUAAAAAGAAACAUUGAUGACGAUGAUAAUGUUGAUGAUGAUGAUGCUGAAGAUGAUGAUGAUGAUGACUACAAGUUUAAACAAUUGUAGAUGAAUUACUUCUAGGAUGCACACCAAUUAUGGUCUCUAGUCACACCCAUCGAAAGUGUUACCAUUAUUUAAUAAGUUUCUUGGAGUGAAGAAAGCGGUUGCCUAUAGAAGGUUGUGCAAAUUAGCACAGAUAGGAAGAGAGAAGGUGACGAUUAUGUAGUUAAGGUGUUGUAUCAUAAACUUUAAAAAAUCAACUCAUUGAGAAAAAAAGAGGAAAAUUUAAAAAUAAAUGCACUGAAAGCACAGUACAAUAUUGAUCUAA
Molecule: messenger RNA, 8035 nt
Organism: Strongylocentrotus purpuratus (purple sea urchin)
Lineage: Eukaryota; Metazoa; Echinodermata; Echinoidea; Camarodonta; Strongylocentrotidae
Product: CUGBP Elav-like family member 3
Exons: 12
Coding region: 20-1303 (427 amino acids)
Biological process (GO): regulation of alternative mRNA splicing, via spliceosome; mRNA splice site recognition
Cellular component (GO): nucleus; cytoplasm; ribonucleoprotein complex
Molecular function (GO): mRNA binding
Source: RefSeq, a predicted model, not a curated record